AUGGCUAAUAAUUAUAAAGACGAUGAAAAUGCAACAUCAGGAGAGUGUAAAGAUUUGGAAACAAUACAUAAAACUUCUGAUAAUCCAUUGACUACUACAACUUCAUAUAAUGGUAAAUAUGUUGAUUUCUAUGAUCAUAUUAAUUAUAUUACAUUAUCGUUAUAUACAUGGUUCAUUGCUGCUAACAAUAAUUUUGCACAAUCAUCGAACAAUAAUAAUGAAAUACCUUUUGAUGAUAGGGAAUGGCAAGUAAAUGAUUUACAUGCUGGCAGAAAACGAGCUCCACGACAAAAUGAAUUUCUUCAACUUCUUUUAGAAAAUCCACGUUAUUGUUCGUAUAUAUGUUGGUUAGAUAAAAACCGAGGUUUAUUUAGAAUUCUUCAACCAGAUCAAGUAGUUACAUUAUGGGAAAAAGUUAAAGGAAGACAAACACAGCGAAAAAUGAAUUAUGAAACAUUUGCACGAGGUAUCCGACAUUAUUAUAAUGCAGGAGUAAUGGUUAAAACAAAUAAAAAAUACACAUUCUGUUUUAAAUACUCUGCACAAUGA
Molecule: messenger RNA, 549 nt
Organism: Rotaria sordida
Lineage: Eukaryota; Metazoa; Rotifera; Eurotatoria; Philodinida; Philodinidae
Source: the annotation of a GenBank genome assembly